Molecule: messenger RNA, 1690 nt
Organism: Sycon ciliatum
Lineage: Eukaryota; Metazoa; Porifera; Calcarea; Leucosolenida; Sycettidae
Product: Golgi SNAP receptor complex member 1-like
Exons: 10
Coding region: 288-992 (234 amino acids)
Biological process (GO): endoplasmic reticulum to Golgi vesicle-mediated transport; vesicle fusion
Cellular component (GO): SNARE complex; cis-Golgi network; Golgi membrane
Molecular function (GO): SNAP receptor activity
Source: RefSeq, a predicted model, not a curated record
ACUUGUGUUCUUAUCUGAUCUGGUGCGUAUAUCACAGGACUAUGUUUCAUCAAUCAGGAUUUUGAUGUGGAGGUUUGUGGCUGUACUUUGUCUCAACAUUCAAAACGAGAAUACCAAUAGUCCUCUGCCUCUUCCUGGUCGAUGCUGGUGGUGAUCGGGGUACUGCUUCCACUGCUGUAACAAGCUGUACCAGGGGGCUGACACUGUAUUUCUACAUCAUCGUGUCUGUGUUCAAGUGUGUUGUGAGCAUGCUAUGAGUGGAAAAUGACUUGAGCUGUGACUGGGAGAUGCAGCGACCGUUUGAAGACUUACGGCGCGAUGUGCGGCAGGUCGAGAAUGAAAUUGAUGUUAAGCUUGUGUCUCUGAGCAAGCUAGGGACAAGCAUUCAGAAUGCCGGCGCCUGGAGCAAUGGUGAUCCGCUUUCCAGUCACUCGAGCAGUACAACAUGUGAGGCUAUGGCACUUGAGAUUGAGCAGCUCAUCAAUAAAUUGACAUCGCUGAACGAUCAGCUGGCUGAGUCGGCGGGAAACGUCAGUCAAGUCUCGUCCAACAGCGCGGCAGUAGAGCGUGCCGUGGCUCGGCACACUGGCAUUCUGCAGGGCUACACGCUGGAAUUCGACAAGAUCAAGUCGAGGAUUCAUAUCGAGCAGGAGAGGGCCGACUUGCUGGGGUCGGUUCGCCGAGACAUAGCAGCGCACAAGUCGUCCGGAGUUGAUCGCCAGACGGCGCUCUAUAUGGGAGAGCACGAACGUCUUCUUUCAUCUGAUCGAGUAGCAGAUGAAGCAUUGGGGGUGGCUGUUCGAGCGCGUCAGAGUUUGGAAGCACAGCGACGGCGACUGCUGAACAUCACUGGAAGUGUCAGAAACUUGCUGAAUCGAUUUCCUGCCAUCAACAGCCUGGUGGGCCGCAUCAAUGUGCGCAAGCGUCGUGACAGCAUCAUCCUUGGCAGCGUGAUAGCCGUGUGCAUCAUUGUCCUCUUCCUUUUCAUGUAAUACUAUUUAUUGGCGCAUCCGCUGGCUGCGGUGCUUGCUGACCGGGUGACCGGUAGCCUUCAGUCCAUCCUGCUGCUGCUGCUUAUCGAGCACUAGCACAGGGACUGCCUGCCAUUGAGCUUUUUAAAAGCUGUCCAUGUACAAAUUGUAUUCACCCGUCCCACCAUGCGAUUCUAUACUCUCUUUCUAUUCUGCUCUUUCUGUUCAUGAUUGCAUGAGCGACCAUAGCCAUGCGUCUUCUCCAGCCCUGCGAGUCAUGUGCCCGACGAAAGUGCAACAGUGCUUGCUUGGUGCGCCUUUCGUUGAAUUCUAUCCCGUUUAACUUGACGAGGAUAACUUUUACAAGUACACAAAGUGGCGGCAGAGUGCAGUGCACCUUGACUGACGAGCGGCUCCACGCUGUACACGUACAUGUACAUCAGGCGUAUCAGUGAACAUACUGUUGUUAUUGCAUAUCUUAUUCUUGUACAAUAGUUGAAUGCACGUUGUUGGCCCAAUAGCUGGACAUGACGUAUCCGUAUACUGACAUAUGUCUGUAUUAUAUUCAUUGUUUAAAUUUGUUUUCAUAUUAAUUUAUCUGCCAAUAGUUUGCACAGAAGGCUGAAUAUGCUCUUAUGUUUUUUUUCUAUAAUCAUUUAAUGUGCUGAAUCUCUCCAGGUCUCCUAGCUUAUAUUUUAUAGACGUGCUCGCUCGCUUUA